This is a messenger RNA of Drosophila mauritiana, 392 nucleotides long. RefSeq lists its product as uncharacterized. NCBI's taxonomy places the organism in Eukaryota, Metazoa, Arthropoda, Insecta, Diptera, Drosophilidae. The coding region runs from base 24 to 392 and encodes 122 amino acids. The record is from RefSeq and is a predicted model, not a curated record. The transcript has a single exon.
UACUCACAAAGCUAAAUAACAAAAUGGCUCUCCGUAUUAUUUUUGUCAUCAUUGCCACAAUCGUCCUGGCUCAAGGAUCAAAUAUUUCGCCAGUUGCGCAGGAGAAUCUUGUGCGGGUUCAUCACUCUGGAGUGGUUUCAUCUGGAGCUCCUGCCGUUGGUGUUACCCGGGGCCGCCCAGCCGCUUCUCAGGCCCAGCGUCCUGCCUAUGGUCAUGGAUCCAUCUCUGGAUCUAUCGGUGGAUCUCGUCGAGUGGGCGAAGUUCCAGCGGCCGGAUCUCGUCCUCAUGGUGGUGCUCCUCGUCGUUCUUCUGCAAGCGGUUAUGGUCGUCCCAUCGGAGGUGGAGCUGCUCCAGGAAAUGUCCACCGCAACCGCAACCAGAAACCAUAUUAG